This is a messenger RNA of Magnusiomyces paraingens, 477 nucleotides long. RefSeq lists its product as uncharacterized. The coding region runs from base 1 to 477 and encodes 158 amino acids. The record is from RefSeq and is a predicted model, not a curated record. The transcript is spliced from 3 exons. Gene Ontology annotation, biological process: endoplasmic reticulum to Golgi vesicle-mediated transport. Gene Ontology annotation, cellular component: nucleus; cytoplasm; TRAPP complex. NCBI's taxonomy places the organism in Eukaryota, Fungi, Ascomycota, Dipodascomycetes, Dipodascales, Dipodascaceae.
AUGCCAGUCAUUAUCCGAUUCGUCUCAGUCAUUGGAAGCAACAAUUCCCCGUUAUACAUUCGAGGGUUCAAUCUUACAGGCGAAGAAGAAGAUGGCCUAACAGCAGAUCUCACCACCAACAAGGAACUGCUACAGUACCAUUUCCUUUCUCACAUGGCUCUCGACUACGUUGUGUCACAGCUCUCUCACACAGAAUCUACAAAAGACUAUGCUCUUUUACUAGUCCAUAGCGGCAUUGCUGUCUUUGGCAGUCUUACAAACACUGGCAUCAAAAUCCUUAUCGGCAUCGACGCGCAGGAAAGCGUUCGUGCCGAUCUGCGAACAACCAUGCGACUGCUCAACCGAGCAUACAUAUCAUACAUUUGCAACCCUUUCAAGGAAUCAAAGGGCCAACAACAGAUAACGAGUAAAGCAUUCAACAACCAAGUGCGAAACAUAGUAAAUGCAUGGAACUCUGCAGCAGCCGGGUUCAUGUGA